AAAAGAUGUUACAUUAAUGAAGAUGAAACGUACAUACGUUUCAGCCGUGUGACACACGCACCGUCGGCCGCAUGCAUGUAUGUACACGUACCGACGUCCGCACGUCGCCCGUCGCGUGUACCUGUGCUUGUCGCGGCGCGUUCAAAGAAACGGACGCUCGGCUUUCUAGCCAUCCACGUCCCCACACCCCAGCUUCCUGCAAUGCAGACAAACAUCUCCAACAACAAACCAUGUCUUUGCCAACAGCAAAAACAAAGCCAUGUAGUAACACACGCACGGACACCACGCAUCAUCACCCUGCGGUGCACACACACUCACUCACACGAGUGACACAGAGACGCUAUAUAGCCAGAGCCACGACGGUGCCGUCUACCUCACCAUCAUCACUUCAUCAGCACACAGGAUUGAGCUACACCUCCGUCCGAUCGAUGAUUCCAGCCAUCGCCUGCGUCGGCAACGACAGGCCACCGGCGCCGAUCAAGACGGGGUCGUGGAGCCCCGACGAGGACGCGCUGCUGGCGGCCCUGGUCCGGGAGCACGGGGCGGGGCGGUGGAGCCUCAUCAGCGCGGGCGUCCCCGGGCGCACGGGCAAGUCCUGCCGGCUGCGGUGGUGCAACCAGCUCAGCCCGGACGUGCGCCACCGCCCCUUCACCCCCGAAGAGGACGCGCUCAUCGUCGCCGCCCACGCGCGCCUCGGCAACAAGUGGGCCGCCAUCGCGCGCCUCAUCCCCGGCCGCACCGACAACUCCGUCAAGAACCACUGGAACUCCAACUUCCGCAGGUGCCAGCGCCGCGCCAGGGCCAUGGCUGCCGCCGCCGCGCGUGCUGCGGGCGCCUCGUCCUCCUCUGUCGCCGGGAGAGCCACGGCGCGAAAAAGGAUGCAGGAACAGGUCGUGGUGGUGGACGUGGACAAAGACACUGCCAAGGACGACCCGCCACCGGCACCGGCAGGCCAGCAGACUAACGCCGGAGGAGCUACCGACGACGAUGACCCAACAAUGGUGUCGCUGACGCUGAGCCUUAGCCUGCCCCAGCAACCCGUGGGCAGAAACGGAGCACCGUCAGUGGAGGCCAAGGCACCAGCUGCAGCGGGCAUGGGUGACGAUGAGGCCUCAGAUGCGGGGGUCAUGGCAGCGAUGCGGCAGAUGGUGAGGGAGGAGGUGGAGCAGCAGUCAGGGCAGCUGUUAUACUCCGUCCUCAUGGCCGUCACGGCCGCCAGGACCGCCGGAGCAUCCAACGGCAACCACUAAGGUGGAUAUAUAUGUUGUGGAUCCUAUCAUUACUGCCUGCGACUUUGUGUUGUUUUCAAAACUUCCCUCUCCCGGGAGAUGAAACUUUCCGCUUGGGAGAUCGUCUUUCAAAUCAACAAAUCUAGCUCACAAUUUACAUUUAGAUAAAGAGAACAUCUGAUGACUCUUAU
Messenger RNA from Lolium perenne, 1420 nucleotides. RefSeq lists its product as uncharacterized. NCBI's taxonomy places the organism in Eukaryota, Viridiplantae, Streptophyta, Magnoliopsida, Poales, Poaceae. The record is from RefSeq and is a predicted model, not a curated record.